AUGGCGGAUGCAAUCACGUCACUUGUCGAUGCGGUGCAAAUUUUUGCUACGAGUGCGGAGCAGUCUGGCAUACUUGCAACUGCGUGGCUGCAGAAUAUGAUGACGAACAAGAUGGCGAGGAAGGCGAGCCGGACGAUGACGAAGACUUAG
Molecule: messenger RNA, 150 nt
Organism: Zasmidium cellare ATCC 36951
Lineage: Eukaryota; Fungi; Ascomycota; Dothideomycetes; Mycosphaerellales; Mycosphaerellaceae
Exons: 2
Coding region: 1-150 (49 amino acids)
Source: RefSeq, a predicted model, not a curated record